UCAAGAUUAAAGUCAAAACUUGGAUGCAUUCUACUUUUUGUAUAUAUGUGACUAAUUAUACUUCUUUAGACAAGGAAUUGACUUCGGUACCAUAGAGUUUUGUAUUUCAAUAUGAAAAAAGUAGAAGAAGAAGAAUCCGGUCAUGAAAUGGAAAUGGAUCUAUCCCUUAAGAUGGAUGCACAAGAAGAAGAAAAAACCGAUGACCAGCCACCUCAAUCGCAGAAUAAUCAAGCACAAAACAAAGAAUUCCAGCCUGAAAAUAAACUGAAAGAAAAAUCACAAGAAAUUGUAGCUGAUGAUGAUCAUAAAUCCAUUGAAUAUUACUCACUGGAGAACUUGAAGACAGAAAAGCUGUCCAUUUUACAGAAGCAGAUGAAUCGGAUGAAGGAGGAGAAUAAGAUAUUGAGGACUUCAAUAGAACAAGCUACGAAGGAUUAUUAUGAUCUAACAUUCAAAGUUGCUAUGAUCCACAAAAAUAACCAAAAGAAGGAUUCCAAACUGUUAGUUUCACUUAAUGGAAAUGAGGAGCCAAGUGAUCAAGAGCCAAGUAGAAGUCCAAAGAUGUUCGAUAUCAAGAAUCAAACGGAGUUGUCGCCAUUAAUACAGGAAGAUGAUCUGAGUGAUAGUACUGAAUUAGGGUUGUCGUUAACACUGAAAAGCAGUCCAAGAAAAGUAGAGAGAGAGAAUGAAAAAAAGGAGAAAAGGGAAGAUCGAGAGGGAUUAAUCACACAGAUACGAGGUAAGCCACAUGGGGGAAGCAAUCUGCCUGGAAUUACAAGCCAUGUUGCAUCUCCAUCAAGUAGAAGAUCUAGGGUUUCAGUCAGAGCCAGAUGUGAAACAGCCACAAUGAAUGAUGGAUGCCAAUGGAGAAAGUAUGGUCAAAAGACUGCAAAAGGAAAUCCUUGCCCAAGAGCAUAUUAUCGUUGUACCGUAGCUCCUGGAUGCCCUGUAAGAAAGCAGGUCCAAAGAUGUUUGGAGGACAUGUCGAUACUAAUCACAACGUAUGAAGGAACACACAAUCAUCCACUCCCAGUGGGUGCAACAGCGAUGGCAUCAACCGCGUCAGCUGCAUCAGCAUCCUUUACAUUACUCGAUUCAAGCAACCCAUUUUUAGAUGGAAUGACAACCUCAAACCAGACGCAUUUCCCUUACCCUAAUCCUUAUAAUAGAAUUAAUAUCCCAUCUUCUCCAUACAUCCCAUACCUAAGAAACAUGAACCCUAAUGACCCUUCUAAAGGUAUUGUUCUUGAUCUCACAAAUAAUGCUUGUAACGGACAAUUUCUCGGGACUAGCCCUUUGCAGUACUCUACAGGACAACCAAUGGGACAGCCAGGAUAUUCUUGGCUGCCUAGAGCAGGCAUUUAUAGUGGAACUAACCAGAGUUUUCCUGGUCCUAAACUAGGAGAUGGGAAGGGGCCUAACGGUGAAGGGAAUAGUGAUAUUAAUAAACAUUUGAAGGAAAAUAUGAGUGCAAUUGCUUCUGAUCCUAAGUUUAGGGUUGCUGUUGCCGCCGCCAUUUCCUCUGUACUUAUUAAUAAUAAAGAAAGCCCUACAGCAUGUCCUAUAGAUGGGGAGAGUGGGGCUAACAGCCCUAAAACUUGGGUUCUUGAAUCCACAAGUGCUUCUGCUGGCAAGUCCUUGUGAAGGUUUUUUUUGCAUUCACCAUCCUUUCAAGGUGGAAGUUGUGGGUUCGAACCUCACUAACUGGUUUACAUUCGACUCGGGUAGGACGAGGUACGUGGAAUCUCAUUCGAAUUAGCAAGUAGAUAAAAUAUUGUGUAACAAUUAUAUUGUUUUGAAGCCAAUAUUUAUACUGAACAUGAAUUUGUAUUUUUUUUUUCUUUUAGUAUUGAUAUUUGUUUUACUUUUUGAAAGAUGGGAGGUUCCAUGUGAGUCAUUGACUGUUGUAGAACUCUAGGACUUGAACAUUUACAAAGUUGGUUAAAAACUUUCUUUAAUUAAACAAAAGGGUCUGGUGCAUGCACACAAAACUGAGAAUUGGUUUGGUAAGUUAGACUCCAUAAA
This is a messenger RNA of Olea europaea var. sylvestris, 2025 nucleotides long. RefSeq names its product probable WRKY transcription factor 9. Gene Ontology annotation, molecular function: sequence-specific DNA binding; DNA-binding transcription factor activity. The transcript has 5 exons. The record is from RefSeq and is a predicted model, not a curated record. Gene Ontology annotation, biological process: regulation of DNA-templated transcription. Lineage: Eukaryota; Viridiplantae; Streptophyta; Magnoliopsida; Lamiales; Oleaceae. The coding region runs from base 112 to 1644 and encodes 510 amino acids.